AGAGCCACCGACGAGAAGCGAAGAGAAGGAUGAUGAGAAGGAGGGGGAAAGGGAAGAGACUGAAGAAGAGAAAGCUGCGAAACAGGAAGCCCUACAGCGCGCCCGGAGCCUGAAAGAGGACGGGAAUAAAUAUUUUGCUGCAUAUGAUUAUGACAACGCGGUCGCCAUGUACACGGAAGCGAUCGAGACCGCGCCGGAAGGGGAGAAGGAGAAAGCUGUAUUCUACAACAACAGAGCUACAUGUUACUUCAAGAUGGGCAAACAUGACGAGGUAAUCAAGGACUGUACCUCGGCGCUCAAGAUCGACCCCGAUUACACCAAAUGUUUGUUACGGAGGGCUCAGUCGUACGAGACGGAGAAGAAAGUGUGUGAAGCUUUUGACGACUAUCAGAAGAUACUGAAGCUAGAUCCCUCCAACCAACUUGCGCUCUCGGGAAGCGCGAGGCUCGAGAAGCCUGCGAACGAGGAGCGUGAGCGGCAGAAGGAGGAGAUGCUGGGGAAGCUCAAGGACUUGGGGAAUACGGUCCUUGGGAAGUUUGGUCUGAGUCUGGACAACUUUAAGGCGACGAAGAAUGCGGAGGGAGGGUACUCGAUCAGUUUCCAACAGUGAAGUC
This is a messenger RNA of Guillardia theta CCMP2712, 614 nucleotides long. RefSeq lists its product as hypothetical. The coding region runs from base 167 to 610 and encodes 147 amino acids. The transcript is spliced from 6 exons. Gene Ontology annotation, molecular function: protein binding. The record is from RefSeq and is a predicted model, not a curated record. NCBI's taxonomy places the organism in Eukaryota, Cryptophyceae, Pyrenomonadales, Geminigeraceae.